Messenger RNA from Saccoglossus kowalevskii, 1053 nucleotides. RefSeq lists its product as uncharacterized. NCBI's taxonomy places the organism in Eukaryota, Metazoa, Hemichordata, Enteropneusta, Harrimaniidae. The record is from RefSeq and is a predicted model, not a curated record.
AUGGGACAACUACUAUUUCUUCGACAGAGUUUUGCCAUUUGGACACCUUUCCUUUUUAAUCGCAUUGCUGAGGCUAUCAACUGGAUUGUGUGUAACCGGACAAAUAACAUUCUGCACUACUUAGAUGACUACCUCAUCACAGGACCAGCUAAUUCUAAGGUAUGUGCAAGCAGUCUUGACACCAUGCUAACAACAUGUCAGGCGUUAGGGGUUCCCAUUGCGCAAAACAAACUGGAAGGCCCCACACUGACCUUCCUUGGCAUUGAGAUGGACACCGUGAACAGAGUACUGCGACUACCGCAAGACAAACUCAAUGACAUUACUUCAUCAAGUGAAAAAUGGUCCACAACAACAACUUGUAUGAAACAAGAACUAUUAUCAUUAAUUGGCACCCUCAGCUUUGCAUGUAAAUGCAUCCCAGCUGGGCGGAUAUUCCUACAACGAAUGAUCGACUUGUCAACCACCGCCUCUGCAUUGCACCAACGAAUUACGCUUUCAACAUCCUUUCAACUUGACCUAGAAUGGUGGAAAGACUUCCUACCCACUUGGAAUGGCACAGCCAGUUUUCUUGACUCAACUUGGACACCUGUGCCAGAAAUGGAACUAUACACCGAUGCAUCAUCGACUAUUCGAUGUGGCGGGUAUUUCAACGGCGAGUGGUUUUCCUUACAAUGGUCGGCAAUCCUGUCCAACAAUGACCACCAGCAUUCCAUCGUAUGGAAAGAACUAUUACCAAUCCUCCUAUCAUGCUUAAUUUGGGGGCACUUGUGGCACGGAAGGAGAGUGAUGUUUCACUGUGAUAAUGAGAGUAUUGUUCACACAUGGCGCAAAGGUUCCACACGCUGUCCCUACAUCAUGCAACUCAUUCGUGCAAUUUUUCUUACCGCUGCCUCAUCAAAUUUCCAUGUCAUGAUCACCCACAUACGGGGAACCGAUAAUAACAUUGCAGAUGCUCUUUCUCGCUUACAGAUGAACCAAUUCCACUCUCUUGCACCACAUGCAACAACCAAGCAAAUCAUCGACUACCUGCGUGGCCGUCACCUGCUGACCUGA